This is a messenger RNA of Armigeres subalbatus, 1120 nucleotides long. It is a transcript of the gene veli, whose product is annotated as protein lin-7 homolog C. The transcript has 3 exons. The record is from RefSeq and is a predicted model, not a curated record. Bases 202 to 795 code for a protein of 197 amino acids. NCBI's taxonomy places the organism in Eukaryota, Metazoa, Arthropoda, Insecta, Diptera, Culicidae. Gene Ontology annotation, cellular component: cell-cell junction; basolateral plasma membrane; synapse. Gene Ontology annotation, molecular function: protein binding. Gene Ontology annotation, biological process: protein localization to basolateral plasma membrane; neurotransmitter secretion; maintenance of epithelial cell apical/basal polarity.
AUCAUUUACAAGUGUUGGAUUAAAAUAACAUUUCUCAUAAAAACAUAAUUUCUUACCAUUUUAAGGCGUAAUUCGGUUUAUCACAGUGUGACAAUUUUACCAUCGAUUCAUAGUACUCCAAGUCAAAUUAAAAUCAAGUCAAGUGCUGUGUGGUUUUCUGCUAACACAAAAAUCGAUUAGUUUGCCAAACAAUCCGAUAAAAUGGCUAACGUUUGUGAGCCAUUAACAUUAGCUAAGGAUGUGAAACGUUCAAUCGAACUGCUGGAGAAGCUGCAAAUGAGCGGGGAGGUACCCGCGACCAAGCUGGCUGCUCUGCAAAAGGUCUUGCAGAGUGAUUUUCUGAACGCUGUCCGUGAAGUUUACGAACAUGUCUACGAAACCGUAGACAUACAGGGCUCGCUCGAUGUGCGAGCUUCUGCCACUGCCAAAGCUACCAUUGCGGCGUUCGCAGCCAGCGAGGGACAUGCUCACCCGAGAGUGGUAGAACUGCCCAAAACGGAUGAGGGUCUUGGGUUCAACGUUAUGGGCGGAAAGGAGCAGAACUCUCCCAUCUAUAUCUCCCGUAUCAUUCCUGGUGGCGUUGCCGAUCGUCACGGAGGAUUGAAACGUGGCGAUCAACUGCUCUCGGUCAACGGCGUAUCCGUCGAGGGAGAGAAUCAUGAGAAGGCCGUCGAGCUGCUGAAGCAGGCCAUUGGCUCUGUUAAGUUGGUGGUGCGCUAUACGCCGAAGGUCUUGGAAGAGAUGGAACUUCGUUUUGAUAAGCAACGAGCUGCCAGAAGGCGCCAGCAGUACUAAGAAAGAUAAAAUUGUGCACACAAGAUGCCAUAAUUGAAAGAAAUAUCUCACUCGAAUUUGAAGAUGGUAUUCAGAAACCAAGUUCUUGCUGAAUGUCUAUUGAGUCCCUUGUAUUGACGCGGAGUUUCUCAUAUUUUCAUCAAUUAGAUUAUCAUUUUGUUUUCACUUAAAUUAGGUUUAAUUUGAAUUAUGGUUCUUUUACAAUAGAAGAGUUGUACCCAUGUUUAGAUACUGUAAUCUAUUUACAUUUUAUGUUCACUCAAUCGUGUUACUAUCUGUCCAAAUGUAUGGUUAUUGAUAAAAUAAACAUCGUAUGUAGCGUUGA